This is a messenger RNA of Lutzomyia longipalpis, 727 nucleotides long. RefSeq lists its product as uncharacterized. The record is from RefSeq and is a predicted model, not a curated record. Lineage: Eukaryota; Metazoa; Arthropoda; Insecta; Diptera; Psychodidae. The transcript is spliced from 2 exons. Bases 1 to 648 code for a protein of 215 amino acids.
AUGCGUUACAAUAAAAUAAUAAUUUCCCACAAAAAAGCGUUUCUAGGGAAUUUUCUGUUUGGUCAAUACGCAGCAUUUUCAUUUGACUCAAUAAUCCUGUUCAGGAUGCUGACAAAGAGGGAUAAAUUGCUCGUGAAACCCUUCAUGGUGGAACGUUACAACCAGCACAGGAAAAAGGUCAAGAGUGCUGGCCCGAGGAUUGACGACUCCUCACCACCCAUCUACACGCAUGUUAUUGUGAAGAUGAAGAAAAUCCAGAAGGAGCGCGAGAGGAAAGCCUCAAUUGAGCGAGAAAAUGUGCGGCUACUGCAGAAACUCGGAGCAAUCAUGAAUACAAGUCGCUUGGAGAAUUUCUGGAAUACCUCACGCCCCAAUUUCCUAAGUAGAGAAUUUAUCUAUUCACCCCGGAAGAAAUCUGCCCCAAAAACUGCACCGAGAAGCUCUCCGGAUGAGAGAAAAAGUCCCCCGGAAGGACUGACGGGCAGUGCAGCUCGUUGUCCGGCAUGCAGUGGACGAAUUGUAGCAGUGAAGAAGAAUCAAAUUGUUCCAGAGGAGCGUCUCCCAUGGGCACCACCACGUAAAACGUGGAAUCAGAAGAUUCUCACAGACACCACAAAGCCACACAUUUGCUGCCGCUACUGCUGUUGAGGAGUUCUCGAUUAGCGGAAGGAGACAACCACAAAAAUAUUCUAAUAAGACUUUUUUAUUACAAUUCUUUCCAACUAAA